AUGUCAACCAUUCCAAUCGUGAUUGUGAAGGUGAUUUUGUUGGUCAGUUUUGCUGUAGCUAGUGGUAUUGCUGCUGAUCAGACAGCACCUCGGGUAUGCAUUGAGGAUGGUUGCAUGCGCGGAUCGUGGAUGAGAAGCUUCCUUGGCCGUCGGUACCAAGCGUUCGUAGGAGUGCCCUUUGCAAAGCCACCCGUUGGGCCUCUACGCUUCGCUGGCCCAGUUCCGAAUGAGCCCUGGACGGAAACUGAAUUAGAUGCUACUGGUAACGUCCAACGGGAGCCAUGUAUUCAGCUGGACAUACUACUAUCCCAGCGCGGUGUCGAAGGAAGUGAAGAUUGCCUAUAUCUGAACGUGUACAGCCCAAUGACAUCCACUAAAGGAUCGAACAGCAGCAAUCAUGUACCUAUACCAACGCUGGUUUUUAUCCACCCUGGUGCCUUUAUGGUUGGUUACAACUCCCCGUUGAUGUAUAAUGCAGAAAAACUGAUGGACCACUCGGUCAUACUGGUGACGAUACCUUAUCGGUUGGGAGCUUUUGGUUUUUUGUCGACCAGCGAUGAAGCAGCCAGUGGAAAUUUCGGGCUCAAAGAUCAACGGUUGGCUUUGCAGUGGAUUCAAAAAAAUAUCCACGCAUUCGGAGGCGAUCCUAAACUAGUGACGCUCCUUGGAAGUAGUGCCGGUGGAGCGUCGGUUCAUCUUCAUCUUAUGCAUCUUCAAAAUGAAGGACUCUUCCAACGAGCGAUCAGUCUCAGUGGCAACGCAUUGGCGGCAUGGAGCACGCCAAAGAAAAACCCAGAGCAAACGGCUCGCAAACAAGCAGCACUCGUAGGCAUACAGAAUUCUGAUCAACUGACUACUUCCGAAUUGAUACAGGCUCUUCGAUCAGUAGAUGCUAACCAAAUUGCCAAGAGUUAUUCUGCUCUCACGGUAGGUCAGAGAAAAAACCGCUAUUUCUUUCAACAGAAUGGAUCCCCUUACCAUAUGUUACUGUACGGGCCGGUUAUCGAACCAUCCACCGUCGAAGAUGCAUUUCUUACCGCUCAUCCAAAAGAUUUAUGGUCUCACUCAGAAAAGUACCUCUCGGUACCGUGGCUUACCGGAAUCGUACCGAACGAUGGUUUUGUGUUCAGUUUUCCCAUCCUCAAAGAUGCAGCAUGCUCGCCGGACAUCAUAACCCACCAGAAAAGGAUGCUUUUCAACUUGCUAGGCGGUACGGAACGCCCGGACAUUUUCCCAUUUCUAAGCCAACGGUUUUCUACUAAAUUUACAUCCAUUGGCGAAUGCUUUACAAAGGACAACGUAGAUAUCCUCACGCAAAUCUUCAACGAGGCACUCUUCGCUUAUCCGCUUUUCCUCAGCGUACGCCAACAUUCCCACAACAAGCAACGACAGAAUCCACCCAUUUUCUUGUACAAGUUUAGCUAUAAAGGCGAACGAUCGUACUCCACCGUAUUCGUGACAGACGAUUCGUUAUCCCGUGAUUUUGGCAUUGUACAUGUCGAUGAUCUGCUCUACAUUUUCCGCAGUCCGGUGCUGUUUCCGACCACACGACGAAGCUCACCAGAUGCGAAAGCGUCACAACGGUUUAACGAGCUGCUCGUUCACUUCGCACGCACGGGAAUCGCCCCAAAUGGAAAGGACGUCGGCCAUCUGGAGGAUUCAUCGCAUGACCUAGAUACGAAUGAUGCUGAAUUUCCUCUUGCAUUCGAGUUGAUCAACACCAAUCGUACGGAUGAACCUGUUGCACAAAGAUUCGUUGAUCUUUACGAUGAGGAAAUGAUUAGCUUUUGGAAAUCUUAUUACGGUGACUAA
Messenger RNA from Anopheles nili, 1812 nucleotides. Its product is annotated as juvenile hormone esterase-like. Lineage: Eukaryota; Metazoa; Arthropoda; Insecta; Diptera; Culicidae. Bases 1 to 1812 code for a protein of 603 amino acids. The record is from RefSeq and is a predicted model, not a curated record. The transcript is spliced from 4 exons.